Molecule: messenger RNA, 2832 nt
Organism: Microdochium trichocladiopsis
Lineage: Eukaryota; Fungi; Ascomycota; Sordariomycetes; Xylariales; Microdochiaceae
Product: P-loop containing nucleoside triphosphate hydrolase protein
Exons: 2
Coding region: 1-2832 (943 amino acids)
Biological process (GO): double-strand break repair via homologous recombination
Cellular component (GO): nucleus; chromosome; cytoplasm
Molecular function (GO): 3'-5' DNA helicase activity; four-way junction helicase activity; nucleic acid binding
Source: RefSeq, a predicted model, not a curated record
AUGACGAUCCGGCACUGCGACACGCAGGAUAUGCUCCGGAAUGUCUUUGUGUUCGACGGCCAGGUACUGUUAGUUACAGACCGCGACAAGGCCAAGGCUAUCCGCGGAAUCGGCCGUAAGGUUGCACGGUUCUUACCAGAGACGGUUGGCCGACUAAUGGUUGCCUACAUCCUAUGGAUCCUACCGUUCGAGCGGCUACUACUUACGGAGACUACGGGCCAGGGACUCUCUAAGCCGCUUGAUGCGUGGCUCUGGAAAGAUAGCCGGAAAGGGAUCUGGACGACGACCGAGCUGAGCAACAAGCUAGCUACAGUCACGACGGAACACAUCGGGGUCAAGCUUGGCGUCGCUGACUACCGCCACGUCGCGAUCGAACUAGGCCGACACAUUAGGGGGCUAGUGGUCCAGCAGCUAGAGGUCGACAUGGUUGAUGAGGCCGACUGGGACAACCCGCAGAACUUCGAAGACGCGCUUACCGGCGAGGCAUGUGGCCAGAACAAGGUCGAGUACGUCUGGGACUUGCCGGCCACGCACGGCAGCGCCAUCGCGCGGCAGCAUUAUGCCGUCAAUGUCCAGUUUCCGAACCAGCUGCAGCCACAAAUGGUUGCCAACUACCGGGAGAUCAGCCGACUAUGGCACCAGUUUCUCGUGUUCAGUACCGAGAGCACGCCGGGCUCCGAUAUGAUGAGCAGCGCAGGAAAGAAGAUCUUCGGUUACAGCGGAAACGAUCAGUCACAGACGCCGGAUACAAAGCUGCCGUAUACGCCGUCUAAGCGUACAUAUUCGCAGGCGCGGAUGGGGAAUGACUUCCAGACGCCAGACUGGGCCGCCAGGCGAGCAAUCGCUGCAGGCAGGAUCACUCAGGGCCGCCACGGGGACGUCAGCCCGCUAGCUGCCAGUACUGACGCCAAGCUCAACGGAGGGCUAUAUCAGCUACUAGGUCCAGGCGCAUGCUGGCGAUCAGAUGAACAGCGGGAGGCUACGCAGCAGACGUUAGCACUCCGGGGAGACCGAGUUCUCAUUGUCGUACUGCCCACGGGAGCUGGCAAGAGCGUGUUAUUCAUGCUACCAGCAGUCCCCAGCAUGAAUGCAGGUGUCAGCGUCGUAAUAGUACCAUUCGUGGCACUAAUUAACGAUCUGGUCGGACGUGCUACGGAUCUGGGGUUGGACUGCCAGCAGUGGCUACCAGCACAGGUAACCGGCCGAGAGGAGCAGCCGCGGAUAUCACGGCUGGUCUUUGUUAGCGCCGACCAGGUCAACAGCGUAGAGUUCUCCACAUAUACAGACCAGCUACGAGCACGGGGACUACUAAAACGGUUCGUCGUCGACGAGUGCCACACGAUUAUCAUGGACGCGAGCUACCGGAAGAGGCUCACGGACCUCAAGUUCAUAUACCGGUACAGCUGUCCAGUUAUUCUGCUAACGGCUACGCUGCCAGUGCGGCUCGAGGCUUGGUUUCGGCAGGCGAUGCUCGUAGGGGACGCCGAGAUCAUCCGAGCAAGGUCCGAUAAGAAGAACAUUAGCUACAACGUCGUACAAGUGACGGGACCAGGGCGUAGCGCAGUCGAGGACGAGGUCGUCAAGCAGGUUAUCCGCAUAACUGGCCGCAUGACUGGGAAGCAGAAAGGCGUGAUCUACAGCAGGUCUAAGGCUAACUGUACACGGCUCGCCGAGCUGAUCCGAUGCGGGUACCACCAUAGCGACAUGAGCUUAUCAGAGCGGCAAGCGGUACUCGAGGACUGGGUUGAAGGUCGAUCAGAAACCCGCUGGGUAGUAGCAACGACAGGACUAGGGACCGGGGUGGACAUCGAGGGUAUCGUCGCCAUUAUCCACGCGGAGCAGCCGUACGGGCUUGUGGAUUUUAUCCAGCAGACGGGCAGAGGCGGGAGGAAGGCGGGGGAGGAGGUGGAGUCGAUCGUGGUGCUAGGUAGGGCGGCUGUCUACUAUGACCGGCAGGCGAGCGAUGUAGACCAGCUGAACCGGCAGGCAGCAGAGCGGUUCGUGCAGACGCCAGACUGCCGGAGGCUCGUGCUUGGGGCGUUCAUGGACGGCAUCGCGCAGGACUGCGAUAGUCUUCAAGCCGUGCGCUGUGACCGGUGCCGGCAACUUACAGAGGUACAGGCCGACGUACUAGAUGAGGUUGUCGGUAUGGGCGAAUGUAGCGAGGGUGGUACUACAGGCGACUGGCACUCCGCAGCAGCCGAGGUAGUAGACGACCGUCUUAGAGGAGAUAAUAAGGAGAGGCAGAGGAGGAUCCGGAAGUUGCUGGAGUGGGUAGAGUUGAUGGAUAGCAAGUGCGCAGUGUGCUACGUCAAGUGGUGUCACCAGGGCCGGGCAGAUGGUCGACAGAGGACUUACGAGCACGAGUUCCGGAGUUGCAAGGUACUAGGAGGAUCGGAAGCGUAUAUGGCGUGGCGGCGGCAGAUCCGGUUCAAAGAGUACACGUGCUGCUGGACGUGCGGUCUCCCGCAGGCUUGGUACCUCGUCAGCCACACCUUCGAGCUGGCUGGUACGCGGCCGAAUUGGACGAUCAGGGAGUCAACGAACACGACACAUCCGAGCGAGGGUCCAAGUGUGGUCGGAUCUGUCGACAUCGCCACAAUAUCAUCAAACGCUCAGCAAGAGGAUGCGCUGCUGUCAAUACUGCGAGCUAUGAACGUGAAUCCUGAAUGGGAUCAGCGCAACUGGUUCGACGAUGUGUUAAGAAGAUUGGGAGAGACGUGGCCGACGGAGUUCGCCGACGACAUGAUAGCCCCAUUCCUCGACUACACUGUCAGACUACUCGUCGAUGCGCCAUUGGACUGGGUAGGCCGGCAACAAAAACAACUUUAG